This is a messenger RNA of Girardinichthys multiradiatus, 2259 nucleotides long. RefSeq names its product RCC1 like (gene rcc1l). Bases 182 to 1537 code for a protein of 451 amino acids. The record is from RefSeq and is a predicted model, not a curated record. NCBI's taxonomy places the organism in Eukaryota, Metazoa, Chordata, Actinopteri, Cyprinodontiformes, Goodeidae. The transcript is spliced from 12 exons.
AGCAGGUGGAGCUGUGCUCCAUGAAUGGAACUAAUAUUUACUGUGAGGAGAAUUGCACCGGAAAUGUGCGCUUUGUCUCAUUUAGCUGAAAGUAAACUAUAAUGACAGUAAAACGUUUUAUGUACUCUAUAUUAUAAAUGUAUCAGUUGUACGGGAAGAAACGCCACUUAAUCCGUUAAGGAUGGUUCUCCCAUGUGUUCGACUCUGCCCUCGCCACAUGGGUCCAGCCCUCCAUGUGUGCGGCUAUGCGACACUCAGCAGAGCCUCCAGACCGCAGGAGAAGAGCAGCGGUGGGCCGGUGUUUCAGUACGUGGGCGAACACAGACAGCCGACCCACAAAGUGUUUGUGUGGGGCUUCAGCUUCACUGGGGCGCUGGGGAUUCCCAGCUUCGUAGUGCCGGACAGCGGCAGGAUAAAGCCCCGCAAAUAUCAGUUUACUCCGUACCGCCUGGAGACCGCAGAGCAGAUUUCAUCUGCUGCUUGUGGUUACGGUUUCACUCUCAUGGCAUCUUCAACCAAAGAUGUGACCAAACUUUGGGGAAUGGGCCUGAACAAAGACUCCCAGCUGGGCUUCCAGCGCACACAACACAGCCGCCAUAAUAGCUAUGAUUACGUCUUGGAGCCAUCUCCGGUGGCCCUGCCUCUCAUCCAGCCUCAGCAGACCAGGGUGGUCCAGGUCUCCUGCGGCCGGGCCCACUCCCUGGUCCUCACCGACCAGGAGGGAGUGUUCAGUAUGGGGAACAACGCAUACGGCCAGUGUGGGAGGACGAUAGUUGAAGAAGAAGUCUACAGCGGCAGCCACGUCAUUCACAGGAUCGAAGGCUUCAGCAGCAGGGUGGUCCAGGUGGCGUGUGGGCAGGACCACAGCUUGUUCCUCACCGACACAGGGAAGGUGUUUUCCUGUGGAUGGGGAGCCGAUGGUCAGACGGGUUUGGGCCACCACAGCAUCAGCUCCAGUCCGGUGGAAGUGGGAGGCGACCUCGGCGGCGUGGAGGUGCAGCAGAUCAGUACGUAUGGAGACUGCAGCCUGGCUGUUUCCAGAGACGGUCAGCUGUUUGGCUGGGGAAACUCAGAGUACAGACAGCUGACCUUAGCCACAGAGUCCACGCAGAUGAACUCUCCACGUCAUCUCCCUCUGAAAGGCUGUGGAAAGGUGGUUCAGGCAGCAUGUGGCGGGACCCAGGUUGCUGUUCUCAACGAAAGGGGAGAGGUGUUUGUUUGGGGCUACGGCAUUCUGGGAAAAGGUCCAAAGCUAUCCGAGUCUUCGUCCCCAGAGUUGAUUCCUCCGACUCUGUUUGGACGCUCGGAGUUCAGCCCCUCUGCGGCUGUGGUCAGGAUUAGGUGUGGCCUCAGCCAUUUUGCAGCAGUGACAGAUCGAGGUGAGCUGUUCGUUUGGGGAAAGAACAUCAGAGGCUGCUUGGGCAUCGGAAAGAAAGACGACCAAUUCUUUCCCUGGCGGGUGACUGUUCCAGGUCAGGUGGUGGAUGUAGCUUGUGGUGUGGACCACAUGGUGGCGCUGGUAAAGUCUCUCCUGUGAGCUGACUUUUGGGUCGAGACCUGUUGCUGACAUCGGAUCGGAGCUGCUUUCUCGGAUCCAUUGGGUGACAUCAGGCAGAUGUCACCCAAAACAAAGGCUGUGAACCUUUACCUUCUGAAGGUGGACCUCAAUUAGUUCUUUCAAUUCUCAAACCAGAUCUGGAGAACCGGGACUCAUCCCAUUACAGAGAGCUUUAAACCCAGCCAAAUGUCUAUUUAAAGUUUCAGUUGUAGUUUUGUCUCACAUGGUGAUCAUUUCCAAUACAUGGGAAGGUUAUGCAGGGUAGGAAGCUCAGGCAGAUCCUCCAGCUUGUAAAACAGCAAACGGCAUCAUUUGGAAAACAGGGUGCCAACAUUUCCUGCCUUCUGCAGAUAAAAGUGAAUAAACUCUGCUAGUGGAGAACCAUGUGGUUCUGAGGUACUUCAGGACUUUGUUGCACUAAUAACCGUGAUGAUUGGAUCCAUCAUUGUCCAUCAGAAAAUGCCUUCAGGUUGUACCAAAAGGAACAUUUACCCUUUUAGUCGAUCAUUAUCUGGAAAUAAAUAAUGAAAUGAUCUAAUACACAUAUUCUAAUGUUGUUCAUGGAGUUUACUUUAUUUUAUGCACAUUUUAUUUUAUUCACAACAUUGUCCUCCCCCGACUUGGUCAGUGAGAGAACCUCUGCAGAGUUGGCACCGAGUGGCUGAGUAAGUGCUCAAUAAAACCUCCUGGUAAUUCACUGA